UCCGGGUCCGCUUUGACUCGCAAGGGUAGAAUAUGAAUCUAUGAAGUCGUAAUUUAUGUACAUAGCCACGUUUUCCCGCCAACGUGGAAAACUGUAUUCGUAUUUUUGCUUUUACAAGCUUUGUUUUAGCUCGUUGCCGCUGAAGCCGCCGGUGGUUUAGCUCUUCGUGUUAGCCGAACAUGUCUGCGGAGGAAGCGGACAAAACGACCACCACUGAUGCCAGCGCUGGAGAUGAGGAGGAGGAAUGGCUGUAUGGAGAUGAGUCGGAGAGUAAAGAUGAAGAUGAAGAAGCCAAAUUGAACGCAGCAGUCAGUGCACCUGCUGAUGUUUCAGCAGACGAUGCUGCUGCACACGCUACAGGAAAUGGAGUUGCCUCUGAGGCCACAGGCGAAGCUGCAGGGGAGGAUGUGGACAGUGACAGCGACAGUGAUGACGACGACGAUGACGUCCGCGUCACCAUUGGUGACAUAAAAACUGGAGCCCCACAAUACACACCUUAUGGAGCUCCACCUGUCAACCUCAACAUAAAGACAACAGGCUCCAGACCCUAUGGACAAGCCUCAAAGAUGAAGGGAGUGGAUCUGGAUGCCCCUGGAAACAUUAAUGGCGUUCCAGUGCUGGAGGCGGACAUGGAGUCCUUUGAAGAGAAACCCUGGAGGAAGCCAGGAGCGGAUCUGUCAGACUACUUCAACUACGGCUUCAAUGAAGACACAUGGAAAGCUUACUGUGAGAAGCAGAAGAGGCUACGUAUGGGCCUGGAGGUCUCCACAGUCGGCUCAGUGACGAGCAAGAUCACUGUUCAGCAGGGCAGGACAGGUAAUGAAAAGGACUUGUCAAGUUUACCUGUUCACACCUCCAAGCCAGACUUCACAUCUCCUGUCAGCCUGUACAAGUCUGCUGUCAGUCAGGUCACCAGGAUCUCUCCCCCUCAGUGGACUGGCCCGCCUGCUCAAGACAUGUCCUAUUAUACGAAGACGAGUGGUACCAUAGAUGUGAUCGGUGGACAGACGGCCACAAUCAGCCGGGUUGAAGGGCGACGCAGACACAAUCUAGAUGGCAACAACAUCCAGGUAAUCUCUGAACACUCCACAUCAGAGGCCGAACCAACUCCAGCUAAAAUUCCCACCUUCUUCCCCCCUGGACCACUUCCUCCAAACAUCCCCCCACCUCCGUUUCUUCCUCCGCCACCAAACGUCAGCACUGCGCCCCCACUCAUCCCCCCACCCAGGCUGCCCAUUACUGUCCCUCCACCUGGAUUUCCUCCUCCACCUAGUGGGCCUCCUCCUGCCAUCAUCCCCACUAUGGACAGUGGCCACCCCGGAGGUUAUGAUGGACGCUCUGUGCCUCCGUACCCGUUUCCUCAAGGUGCUUACCCUCCACCCAUGGCUGGAGGUGUUCCUCCUCCAUGGCCCCCAAUCAUGGACAACUCCAAACCCUGGGACUACUAUUCCCGUCGCGACGACAAGAGAGACAAGGACAGAGACAGACCCAGAGAGCGGACACAUGAGCGGGAGAGAGAGAGGGAGCACAGCCCGUCAGCUAUGAGCUACACCAGUGAUGAGGAGCGGUAUCGAUACCGUGAGUAUCAGGAGCGAGGUUACGCAGAGCGCCAUCGUGACCGGUCGAGCCGAGAGAAAGAGGAAAGACACCGAGAGAGGCGGCACAGAGAGAAAGAGGAGGGACGCCACAAGUCUUCUCGCAGCAGCAGUAGCAGAAGGAGGCAUGACAGCGAGGAGGGCGACAGCCACCGGAGGCACAAACACAAGAAGAGCAAGAGGAGCAAGGAGGGCAAAGAGGCCAGUGAGGAGAUCAGCGCAGACCAAGAGAACCAGGAGGCCAUGGAGUAGUGGCGACUGCCUCCUGUCUCUCCAUUUGUCUCCAUACUGAGCGGAAGGGGAGAAAAUGACCAACAAAACCAGAAAGUCGCAGAGUGAUCGAUGCAGCCUGUCACUCUCCUUUCCAUCAAUCUCCAUUCUCCUCCAUCCUGCUGUCGUUUGUCCUCACCAUCACUUCAGAAUGGAUGGGGCAGAGGAGGUGGUGAUGGGACGGGCGGUCGUCCUCUUCAUCCAUCUUUCCGUCAGUAGCUGACACCAGUCAGAGCAUCAAUCAGUCUUCAACCACCUCCUUCCUUUCCCCAGCCCGUCUCUUGGAGCUCAGUUAGGUCACGCUCAGAGAUUUCACUGUAUAGUUAGGAUGAUCAGCAGAAUUUGAUCUUUUUCUGUUAUUUGUUUGUUUGUUCUUGUUCUAAUAAAGACCUCUAGAGAAAACUGUCAGUUAAGUUCAAUUAAAAAACACUUUUGAUAAAA
Molecule: messenger RNA, 2306 nt
Organism: Stegastes partitus (bicolor damselfish)
Lineage: Eukaryota; Metazoa; Chordata; Actinopteri; Pomacentridae
Gene: fip1l1b
Product: FIP1 like 1b (S. cerevisiae)
Exons: 16
Coding region: 180-1847 (555 amino acids)
Cellular component (GO): mRNA cleavage and polyadenylation specificity factor complex
Source: RefSeq, a predicted model, not a curated record